Messenger RNA from Colletotrichum costaricense, 834 nucleotides. RefSeq lists its product as uncharacterized. Bases 1 to 834 code for a protein of 277 amino acids. The record is from RefSeq and is a predicted model, not a curated record. The transcript is spliced from 2 exons. Gene Ontology annotation, molecular function: oxidoreductase activity. Lineage: Eukaryota; Fungi; Ascomycota; Sordariomycetes; Glomerellales; Glomerellaceae.
AUGACCAGACUGGCCAGUCCACGCAAUGUGGAAACCACCAUCAAUUACUAUCGAGAUCCCGGCGAUGGAAGUGAGCAUGCACCAAGCAUUGCGGGAAAACGAAGCACAUUCACGCAGCCAUCAGUCGACUUUGCCACUGUUAUUCACGAUAUCACUGGGAACGAAAGCAGCUUCACUCUCGACAGCCAUGGCUUUCAGUUCUGUCGCCACGCUAGUCAGUUAGUGGAUUUUGCGAGUGAUCAAGAAAUAAAAGACGUUUAUUACCCCGAGAUCGAAAAGCUUCUAUCGCAAAUCACUGGCGCCUCACGGUUGCACAUUUUCGACCACACCAUUCGGAGACCGAAUCCCUCAACCGUGCACUCUGAUGAUGAACGCCGACCAGUGAAAAGAGCUCACAUCGACCAGUCAGAGUGGGGGGCUAUGAACCAAGUUAAACGUCACUUGGGCGAAGAAGCGCCUCGACUAUUGCAAUCAAGAUUCCAGGUUAUCAAUGUCUGGCGACCAAUCAAGACAAUCUACAAAGAUCCUCUCGCGGUUUGUGACUCUCAUUCCGUGUUGGACACAGACAUCUUGCCGGUCAAGCUCAUUUACCCGGACUGGGUAGGCGAACCAUGUACAAUUCUUCCCAACAGCAGGCAUCGCUGGUACUAUAAAAGCUUUCAAACACCAGAAGAGGUGAUGCUUAUCAAGUGUUAUGACUGGAAGGCGGAUGGGCGCGCUCGCAGGGUCCCGCAUGCCGCAUUUACGGAUGCGGAAAUGGUUGACAAAGACCCAAGACAGAGUAUCGAGGUUAGGGUGCUUAUUUUCCAUGAGGAAGACAUGAGUAAAGUCUAA